AUGGGGGCUCAUCGAAUAGCAGUAAAUUUUGGUGACAUUGAACAGAAGGCAGCUAACUAUGAUAGAGAAAAGGAGACUUUAAAAAGUUCGGAUGUGAAAGAAAUCAAAGAUAAGGAUGUUGAAAGCAAGAAUUUAACAACAAAAUUAUCGAAUCGUUUCUUGUUACAAGAAUUAGAAAGCAAGGCUGUACUAAAAAGUGCUUCUACCGAUAAGAAAGCGAACGUAGUGGAACGUCUUGGUAUGAGUGGUGGCAUUUCAUCCAACAAAGGACGAAUAAGUCAUUCCGUAGCAAGUGGUAUCAAAACUAUUCCACAAGAAGGCGUACCUAAAAAUUCGAAUCAAUUGAUAGUUGCUAGUAGUAGACUAGACGAUGAUUGGGAGAUAAUUGAAGAUGAUGAUACGAGGUUAAGAUCUGACAGAAAAACGUCAAACGUUACCGAAGAACGUUUCAUACCAAAAAAAACCAUUCAUGAUGAUUUCCUCGAUCACUGGGAAACGUCUACUUCAACAGACAUAACUAAGAAAGCUACGAAAGCGGACACACGUGCAAUUAUCAGUAAAUCAGUUGACGAUGAUACAUUGAAAAAAUUUGCUAAUGCAAAAGCAAUAUCUUCAGAUCAGUACUUUGGUGAUUCACAAAUAGAUUAUGAGGCGCAGUCUAGGCUGAAUCGUCUUGAAGGUUCAACUGGCAUUGGCAGUGAGGAUUUGUUCGGAAGUAAUGAAAAUAAUUCACGCUCUAGUUAUACCAGUCAAAUGCCUGAAAUGUCAGAUAUCAAAGAUAGCAUGAGAAUGGGUGCUAGCAAAGUAGCUGGUAAAUUGUCUUCACUUGGGAGUUCCGUUGCAUCUUAUCUUGCGGGUGUGAUACAAAGAAGUGCUGAAUGCUUUUCAUCAAAAUUGCGGUCCUAA
Thelazia callipaeda (thelaziosis nematode) is the source of this 906-nucleotide messenger RNA. The record is from the annotation of a GenBank genome assembly. NCBI's taxonomy places the organism in Eukaryota, Metazoa, Nematoda, Chromadorea, Rhabditida, Thelaziidae.